Molecule: messenger RNA, 1314 nt
Organism: Salpingoeca rosetta
Lineage: Eukaryota; Choanoflagellata; Craspedida; Salpingoecidae
Exons: 1
Coding region: 22-1314 (430 amino acids)
Source: RefSeq, a predicted model, not a curated record
CGACACACGACAGACAUUGAUAUGGCGACGAUGAAGAUGAUGCGCGCUCCUUCUUCCUGCUGUUGUCGUUCUUGUUUGACUGUUGUUGUUGUUGUGGCAGUGGUUGUGGCAGUGUCUGCGGCAUGCGUGCGGGUGUGUGAAGGGUCGUUCAUGCUUGAGGAUGCAGAGGGCGCAGUGCACGUGAACACAACGGACGGCGGGGCGCAGCAGCGCGUGCUGUUCAAUGGACAGGACGUUGUGGAGCGCCUGCAGCGCCUUGAACGGCAGGAAGCCGUGAUGGCAGCGCGCCUCUUGGCUGGGGUGUGUGCACUGGAGCCGAACCUGCACACGGUGGACACGACGAGCGUGCAGAUUGACGUGUCGGAGUACACGGAGCCCACGUUCAAGUGGCAGGGCGGCGUGCUUGCGCCCAACGGCAAGAUCUACGCGCCCCCAGUUGGACAGGGUGUCGGUUCCAUGCUCAUCCUGGACCCCGACACAAGCACGGUCGAUGUGACGACGCUCAGCGGCUGGCCAGAGGCCGUGGCGCUCACGCGCGGAGCGGUGCUUGCGCCGUCCACCACCAACAAGAUCUACACCAUCCCCGGCGACGCAACAGCGGUGGCUAUCGUGGACCCGGCCACCAACGCCGUGGACAUGACCACCAUCACGGGCCUCGCGACGACACAGGACAAGUGGCGCGAAGGUGUGGUGGCGCGCAACAACAAGAUCUACGCCAUCCCCAGCUGGUCCGAGAGCGUGCUUGUGAUUGACCCGGCAACAAACGCGACAGACACGACGGCACUUGCGGGGCUCACGGGCACGUUCAAGUGGCUGGGCGGCGUGCUUGCAGGCAACGGCAAGAUUUACGGCAUCCCGAGCCUUGCCGCAGGAGUGCUGAUCAUCGACCCGGAGACCAACACCACGGACACGACGACGAUGGGCGGGUUUGAAACCACCGGCAAGUGGGCGGGCGGGGUGCUUGCAGGCAAUGGCAAGAUAUACGGCAUCCCUGUGCAGAUCAGCAAGGUGCUGAUCAUCGACCCCGACACGGACACGUACGACGUGACGAGCAUCUCCGACUUGCCCAGCGGUGGCGGUGCGUGGUUGGGCGGCGUGCUUGCAGGCAACGGCAAAAUCUAUGGCAUCCCGUACAGCUCCACAUCCGUGCUCAUCAUUGACCCUGACACCGACACGGCCGACACCACCAGCAUCUCGGGCUUGCCCGACGAAGGCGGCAAGUGGCGUGGCGGUGUGCUUGCAGGCAACGGCAAGAUUUAUGGUACGCCGUUUUAUUCCGCCUCUGCGCUCAUCAUUGAUCCCAUCUGUGGCUGA